This is a messenger RNA of Drosophila takahashii, 1608 nucleotides long. NCBI's taxonomy places the organism in Eukaryota, Metazoa, Arthropoda, Insecta, Diptera, Drosophilidae. The record is from RefSeq and is a predicted model, not a curated record.
AGAUCCACCAUGAGACGUCGCAAAGUGCUCAUUUGCUGGGCUGCUCUGCAGGCGGGCAGCUCCAUCCUCACUUGCCUGCUUCUCCUACUGACCACCGGUCAAAAUCCACAGCAAGUGUCAGCUGGAAUUGUGCCUCCGCCGUGGAGUGAUCCCGCCAAGAAUCCAUGCGCCACCAUGUCAGGUGGCUGGCAGCUCCUCUACUGGGCGCCCCUAAAAAAGUGCUUCAAAAUCUUCACCCUCGGCUAUCCAUGUCCGGAAACCAUGGAGCUCAGUCCCACGGCGGUGAGUGCGAAGCGAAGGGAUCUCCCAGCGGCCGAGUGCCGUUGUCCACCGGGAACUGCACUCAGUCCCCUGACCAAUAAUGUCUGCUAUAAGCUUUACGAACGGGGACCCUGUCAACCUGAGGAGUACUUCCAACCCACGCCGGAUCAGGUCAAAAGGUGAGUUGAAUCCGGCAAUCGUUGGGGCACAUGCAAGCGACCACUGAACUGUCCGGAGGACAUGAUCUUUUGGCCGAGGGACAACAAGUGCUAUGCCAGGCACGCCAAGGGUCCAUGUAGUCGUGGAAAACUCCUAGUUCAAAACGCGGACGGACUGGCCGAAUGUCGUUGCGAGGAUGAGGGGGAAUUGUCCUCGUUCUACUAUCCGGCGGAGGAGUCCUGCUACGAGCACUACACCAAAGGACCCUGCUCGACGCCGGGUCACAUCUUCUUGCCCGGCGGUCGAUGCGACUGCCAGCGGCACUUGCCGCACUAUCAUGCUCCGCAGCAAAUGUGCUUCGAGCUGGAUACUCCUGGCCCCUGCCCACCUGGACACAUCUUCCGCAUACCCGACGAUGUCCAGGAGACCACUGGCAGCACCCUGCAGCUCUUGCCGCGCGCGAAGUGUCAGUGCAAGGAGGGCUAUGUGCCCUGGAGCGAUGGCCUCUGCUAUCGCCUGUACACCAGGGGUCCCUGCGGCUCCAACGAGUUCCUGGUCAACGGAACCAGUUGUGUGCGAAACUUCUGCGGCAAAAAUCGCCUGUACUUUCCUGCGGAGGACUCUUGCUACAGGAUCGGAUCUCAAGGCCCGUGUGCCCUGCAUCAGGUGGUGAUCUUUGACUUCACCGCCCGGCCGUCCAUCGAUGGCAUCUCGUACAACGGAAUGUGCGGUUGUUCCGGCGUCCUCACCAAUCUGGAUCAGCAGUGCUCGGGCGAGGGAGCGGAUAAGGAGCAGAAUAUAUGCGAAUCCACGCCCGGAAUGGUGGAGAUCAACGGGCAGUGCCACAAGCUGUAUAGCCGUGGUCCCUGCGGUGCGGGUCAGUGGUUGGAGCCACUGAAGACGCAAACAGCGAAUGGUACCUCCUCCAUUUUGGCCCAUGCCAGCCGGGCCAAGUGCGUCUGCCGACCGGGCUACACGCCCUCGGAGGCGGAUCAGCGCGGCAUGAGCAACUGCAGCGCUCCGAGCGUCAGCCUGGCGAGGUGGUUUUUAGAAAUAUUCGGUUAACGUGUUCGAUAGAAAGAGAUUUGUGCCAUGAAUGUAUUACAACGACUAAUGUACGAGCUGUAUUUAAGGGACCUCCCGAUAAGGCAAAUAAAAAUAAAAAUGUGAAAGACUAAACUAAGAAGU